This is a messenger RNA of Drosophila takahashii, 1352 nucleotides long. RefSeq names its product zinc carboxypeptidase. Gene Ontology annotation, biological process: proteolysis. Lineage: Eukaryota; Metazoa; Arthropoda; Insecta; Diptera; Drosophilidae. Gene Ontology annotation, molecular function: metallocarboxypeptidase activity; zinc ion binding. The record is from RefSeq and is a predicted model, not a curated record.
UUCAAAAUGCGUCUGCUUUGGUUGCUCGCCACGCUGGUGGCUCUCGCAAGUGCUGGAAUCCUUAAGGAUUCUCCCAAGGAGCGUUAUGACGACUUUAGGGUAUACAAAUUGACUAUUGAGAAUAAAAUCCAACUGGCAGCGAUUGAAAAAAUUGGUGAGCUGACAAAGAAGUACAAUGUCUGGAAGGAGUAUGACGAGCGGUCCAGGCAAAUGGACAUUAUGGUUAGUCCCGGGGAGCAGAAGCACUUCCAGGAGCUCCUGAAGCUAAAUAACAUCACCAGUGAGCUAAUGAUCGAAAAUGUCCAAGAGCGUAUCGACGAGGAGCAAGUCACGGCGACCGCAGAUAGCGCCACCUUUGGCUGGACGAAGUACUAUGAGCUGGAGGAGAUUGAGGCCUGGCUGGAUGGAAUACUGGCCGCCUAUCCCUCGGUGACCGAAGAGUUCAUUGUGGGCCAAUCCUACGAGGGUCGCACCAUUCGCGGCAUCAAGAUCUCCCACAAGGCCGGCAAUCCAGUCAUUUUCAUCGAGUCGAACAUCCAUGCCAGGGAGUGGAUUACUUCAGCCAGUGCCACUUGGUUCAUCAAUCAGCUUUUGACCUCGGAGGAUCCGGAUGUACGGAAUCUGGCCGAUAACUAUGACUGGCACAUAAUACCCGUCUUUAAUGUGGAUGGCUUUGAGUUCUCGCACAAAAAGGAUCGCAUGUGGCGCAAGACCCGCCAGCCACAUGCCACGAAUGCCUGCAUUGGAGCCGAUGCCAACCGGAACUUCGACUCCCAUUGGCUGGAGAACAGUGGAGCCUCUUCGAAUCCCUGCAGCGAGACCUUUGCUGGGGAUACGCCUUUAUCUGAGCCAGAGGCUAAGGCCCUUGCCGAUUACCUGACCGCGAACAAGGAUGAAAUUAGUGUGUACAUAUCCUUCCACUCAUACGGACAAUAUCUGCUCUCCCCAUACGGACACACCGACACGGAGUUCCCAGAAAACUAUGACGAUAUUCUGACCAUUGGCAAGGCAUUUGCCGAUGCCAUCGAAGCACUGCCAUAUGGCACUGUCUACCAGUAUGGAUCUACAGCUGAUGUGCUUUAUGUGGCCACUGGAACCUCUGUGGACUGGGUGUUCAACGAACUGGACAAGAAGAUCGGCUACACCAUCGAAUACCGAGACAAGGGACGUUACGGAUUUAUCCUGCCCCCUGUGCAAAUCAUUCCCAAUUGCGAGGAGCUGAUGGUAGGAAUGCUGGCUUUGAUUGAAAAGACCAAGGAGUUGGGUUACUUCGAUUAAGAGUACGUUUUAUUUGCAAUGAGUGAGCUGUUUACUCAUUUUCAUUAAAAUACUUCAUGUAUGAGGCCAGCAAA